Messenger RNA from Didymodactylos carnosus, 843 nucleotides. Lineage: Eukaryota; Metazoa; Rotifera; Eurotatoria; Philodinida; Philodinidae. The record is from the annotation of a GenBank genome assembly.
AUGAGAGAUACACCAUCGCUUAUGAGUAGUGCUGAAUCUAGUAUUGAUAAUUCGCUCGAGAAUAGAACAAAAAAAUAUGUCAAAGGACUAACACGAUCAAAAACUGAUAUAAAAAGACGAGAUUUAUCAAUUAAUCCAAAAGCACAUCGUUUUGAUAAAGCUUAUCAUUAUGUACCACCAGCGUCGAGCAGAGAAUCAUGGUGGAGAUCAACAAUAAAGGAAUCUCCAAAUCCUGGCAGCUAUGAUACUCAUUUGAAUACGUUUAUUAAAGACAUUGUACAACGUCCAAACACCUAUGGCUUCAAAAGUGAUGGUAGAAAACGAGAUCCUCGUCCACUGGAUCCCAAAGGCCAAUAUUUGAUGCCAGGAGCAUAUCGAUUCGAAGAUUUUUCAGAACAGUUACGUCGUCUGAAAUAUUCAACGUAUGGUUUUAAAGGUCCUGAAAGAAGAGAUGUAAUGAAAAAGUCAAUGAUAACAGUUCAAGAUAAGGAUAUCGAUGUUGCUCCCGGAUUGUAUGAAACACAAAACUAUUUGAGUUUAAAUGCACCGAUGGAAGCUGCAAAACAUAGUUUUUUCAAAUCAAAAACGAGAAGAAAGCUCUUCUUACCUAAACUUGGACCAGCACCUGGUGAUUAUGAGCCAAAACUUGAAGAAACCAGUCCACCGAUAUCAUCGUCAUUUAAAUCGAAUACUGAUCGAUUCUUUCAGAAACCAACGUUAUCUCCUGGUCCGGGUGCUUAUGAAACCUUAAGAUUAUUUCCAACGCCAAAGCAAAUCGAUAGUUUCUCAGCACGUGGCGUCUUUUUUAAUGCUAAUUUUCAACGACAAGCAGCAGCUGUUUGA